AUGACCUCUGCUCUCCAGCCUCGAGAAUGCAUAGUGACCAAACAAGAAGGGGAGAGUUAUGGAUUCUACCUGCGCAUUGAGAAAAACAAAUUGGGUCACCUCAUCCGGAACGUGGAGGAGGGCAGUCCAGCUGACAGGGCCGGCCUGAAGGAUGGAGACAGAAUUCUGAGGGUCAAUGGGUUAUUUGUAGACAAGGAAGAGCAUGCACGGGUAGUGGAGAUGGUCAAAAGGAGUGGGAAUUCUGUAACUGUCCUCAUUCUGGAUGAGGCAUCCUAUGAAAAGGCAGAGAAAGAAGGGGUGAACUUUGAAGAGUUGGGUCAGAAGCAGACAACCCAGCAGCAAAAGAAGCAGCCUCCAGUGACAAAUGGAGUGACAGCUCCAGUUCCACAGCCUCGGCUCUGCUACCUGGUGAAGGAGAGAAACAGUUACGACUUCUCCUUGAAAACCACAGUUGGUCAGAAGGGCGUCUUCAUCAUAGGCUUGUCCUCACAAGGAGUGGCUGCAAAAGCAGGAGUCCAACAUAAUGACCGCCUGAUCGAAGUGAAUGGGAAGAACGUGGAAAACGACAAACAUGAGGAAGUGGUUGAAAAGGUGAAGAAGUCUGGGAACCAUGUUGUGUUUCUGCUAUCAGAUAAUGAAACUGACCAGUAUUACAGCAACCACCAGAUGAUGCUGAAAAGAGACACAGCCAGCCUGAAACUGCUUCCCCACAAACCCCGACUUGUGGAGCUCAAGAAAGGAGACAACGGCUAUGGGUUUUACCUGAGGGUGGAACAAAAUGGUAACGGUCAUUUAAUUAAGGACAUUGAUUCUGGUAGCCCAGCAGCCAAGGCGGGUCUAAAGGACAAUGAUAUCCUGGUGGCUGUAAAUGGGGAGUCAGUGGAGGCACUGGAUCACGACACCGUGGUGGAGAAGAUUAAGAGGUGUGGGGAAAAGACCACGUUACUGGUGGUGGAUAAGCAGACAGACACCAUGUAUAAACUGGCUCAAGUUUCCCCAUGUUUGUACUACCAGGAAAGACAAGAUUCUUUUCCAGCUGAGGCAGAGGACGAGCUGACCUCACAUGCUGAGCAGGAGGUGAAUCACAAGCCCAAAAUCUGCAGGCUGGUGAAGGGUCCUAGUGGAUUCGGCUUCCGUUUGAAUGCAGCCAAGAAUAUGCCCAUGCAUUUCAUCAAAGAGAUAUGGAAAGGUGGGCCAGCUGAUGCAGCAGGACUGGAAGAAGAGGACAUUUUGGUGGAAGUGAAUGGCGUGAACGUACUGAACGAAACCUAUGAUAAGGUUGUAGCAAAAAUCAGUGACAGUAGUGACAGAUUGACACUACUGGUGUGCAGAAAAGCAACCUAUGAAUACUUUAAGUCUCAGAAUAUUCCUAUUACUGCCUCUCUGGCAGAUCAGCUAUAUGACACUACUGAUCCUCCUGCUUAUACAGAGAACCCACCAGCAGAGCCAGAGAGGACCUCGCCAGAACCAAGAGAAAGGGCCAGCUCCUCCUCCUCUUCACUCUCAAUCGCCUCAGCAGAAGAGGAUGAUGACACACAGUUAUGA
This is a messenger RNA of Emys orbicularis (European pond turtle), 1545 nucleotides long. It is a transcript of the gene PDZK1, whose product is annotated as PDZ domain containing 1. Gene Ontology annotation, biological process: protein localization to plasma membrane. Gene Ontology annotation, cellular component: apical plasma membrane. The record is from RefSeq and is a predicted model, not a curated record. The coding region runs from base 1 to 1545 and encodes 514 amino acids. Gene Ontology annotation, molecular function: protein-membrane adaptor activity; protein binding. The transcript is spliced from 8 exons. Lineage: Eukaryota; Metazoa; Chordata; Testudines; Emydidae.